UCUUUUUUUUUAAUUUUAUUUUUAUAAACAGGUCUGAAUUAAGUUUGAGAUAGAGAAACUUUCUUGGUGCUAGUGAUUUCGUUUCGUCUGUCAGUAUGCUUGUUAUGUACUCAUAGAUAUUCAGUAACACAUGCAGCGUCAGGACUCUGUUGAUAAUUGAGGGCACUUGGUGGAGAGAGAGAGAGAGAGAGAGAGAGAGACAGAGACUCUGCGUCUUGGCACGGGUGGAGAGAGAGAGAGAGAGAGAGAGAGGGGGCAUCCGCGACUCUGCGUCUUGGCACGGGUGUAAUCAUUAGUACAAAACGUUUUGCAACGGGAACCAUUUACUACAAACGAAAACGUUUUGCAUUAAAACGGCACUUUUGUAUUGGACAAAUUCAGCUAGGUCUCUCCCCGUUUGGUUCCGUUUUCUUCCAUUUGGUUCCUGGUUAAUAAUACACAACAGGCAAUGCUCUGACGUCACAUGUCAGAGUCUCAACUAAAGCAAGCCUAAUCGAAUUGAGACUUUAGAUAAUAUAUAUAUAUAUAUAUAUAUAUUAUGGUUGAAUCAGUGGAUAUACUUCCCGGGACAGAGUAACUCUUUGUUUGGAGCCAAAAUCAUGAAAGCACAGGUGGCAGAGUAACCGCAGGACAUCGAGGCUGUUCUUUGCUGGGGUCCUCCCUUCAGACUAUUUCUCUCUUUCAUCCUCCCUUUCCCAAACCCGCUUGCCUUCCUUUCACUCUUCCUUUCUUUCUCCAACUGCACAUCAGUCCCUCCAUCCUUCCUUGUCUCUAACUCCACCCAGUGGCGCUGCCAUCAUGCGUCGGUACAGCUCCGAGGGGUCUCUACUCGAUAUGGAUUUCCUGCCGUGGAGGAAAGUACCUGUGAAGGGCCACAACUACCACAGCCGGGACGGGGAGUCAGGUACCUACACCCCCCACCUGGAGGACAACGAACUGGAUGGUCGAACCACCUCUUUCCCCCCUACCCCUACCAUCGUGGAGCCUGGAGCCAGCCCUGGGAGGACGACGGGGAGGGGGGAGCUGCGCAAGGAUCACAGCGUCAGUGUGGAGAACUUCACAGAACUAGGGAAGCUAGAGGGUAGAGGUUUUCUUGGAGUGGUGAACCUAAAUGAAUGUAGGGCAUAUAGUGAUGGGCAGUUGGUGCCGGGGACGACGGGCCGCAGCACAGAGAGCGUGGGCAGCGACGACCAGCCACCACCCUCUCCCUCGUACUCACCCUCUGGCUCCAGCCCCUUGUCCUUCAAAUCACAGCAACGGUCACACACCAGAGCCAAGCUGUCAGCAGCCAAGCUACACCUGAAGAGCCUGUUUGGGCAGAGUCCCCAUUCAUCACAUUCCAACCUGUUUAACCCAGAACAGAAGGAACAGAAAGAACAGAAGGACAGUGCUAAAGAGCGGAGAUCUCGCCUCCCGUUGAUGCACCAGUGGAGUCAGGUGGGCCACAGCAACGCCAAGUUCAGCCGGGUGGAACUUGAUAAGUGGGCUGAAUCGCUGGACGACCUCCUGGCCAGUCGGACGGGUGUGUCUGUGUUUGGAGCAUUCCUUCGCUCAGAGUUUAGUGAGGAGAAUCUGCAGUUCUAUCUGGCCUGUGAGCAGUACAGAAACUCGUCCAACAACUUCAGCCUGCACAAACGGGCCAAGGCGAUCACUGCCACCUAUAUUGAUGCGGGAGCGCCACGAGAGGUGAACUUGGACAGUAAGACCAGAGAUCUAACCACACAGCUCCUACAGGCCCCAUCACACACCUCCCUAUCCCACGCCCAGAAACGCAUCUACUCCCUCCUGGAUACAGACUGCUACCCUCGCUUCCUCCAGUCCACCAUCUACCUCACCCUGCUGGGCCAGGCUGACUAGAGACUAACGGCUCCAUUCAAUCCGUAUCGUGGAAGUUCAGCACUAUAGCCUCGAUUGAAAUGUAUAGGCAAUGUGCCAGCGUUCGGGGAGACUACGUUCACGUUAAACGCUGUAUAUGAUGGCUCAAUCUGAAAUGACUUUUACAUUUCAAUCACGCUGUAGCGUUGAAUUUUCUGCAAUACGAAUUGAAUGGGGACCUAAGGCUUUGUCCCUAUUCUCCACUCUCCACCCUUCUCCUAAAGUGUACACUUGCACACUAUCUUACAUGGAUUUAACAAUGGUGGAAAGGAAACUCCAAUCCAGUGCUUUUGAAUCUAUGAUGGGUGUGUAAGUGCUUACUGGGAAAGGGUGGAAAACUGAGACCUAUCUGUUGUGGAUAUAGGGUAGGACUGUUGCAGGAGAUGCAGUUACAUAAUGUUGAGUUAAAGAGGGUUUGGGGUUUAGUCAUUCACGUUAAUGAGCAGGGUUGUGUUCAUUUGGGCAUGGAACAGAAAAACCUUUUCAAUGUUUUUCAAAGCAAAACGAAAAUGAGAGUUCCUUAUUGGACAAGUCCAGGUAGUCCCUUUCUGUUUCAGUGCCUAAUGAACAUGACCCAGGGCGUUCUGUUAGGUUCUGUUCUGCUUCGGGUGUGAAGUAGCUUGGGGAAAUGACAGCUGGGAAUGCCAUGGGGUUUGGAUUGAAGGAGCUUGCCAAUCGAUCAACAGAGGUUACGAGACAGGGACCUAUUUUUUCCACGACUUAACGAGUGCGAAACUGCCGAUAUCAUUGUCUGUUAUCAUUAAACAUCCUCUUUUUGUUGGCAUCAUUCGUAGCAGAGCAGCUAAGAAGCC
Salmo salar (Atlantic salmon) is the source of this 2687-nucleotide messenger RNA. RefSeq lists its product as uncharacterized. The record is from RefSeq and is a predicted model, not a curated record. Lineage: Eukaryota; Metazoa; Chordata; Actinopteri; Salmoniformes; Salmonidae.